AAGACGAGAUAUAAAAGAUCAUUUCCAUAACCAUAUUCAGUCAAAAAAAAAUUCUAAGAAAAAAAUGACUAAGGCAGAGACCGAUUCCCAGAUGAAGAAGAACCUUGAACCUCAAAUGGCGAGGAAUGAGAUACUGGAGAAGGAAAACCAAGAGCUCAGACAAGAAGUGAAUCGUUUGAAGGCACAGAUAGCUUCUUUCAAAGCACACAACAUUGAGAGAAAGAGCAUACUCUGGAAGAAGAUACAGAACUCCAUGGAUGGCAAUAAUAAUUCGGAUGUGAGUCUUGACGAUGAGAUUUUGCCUACGAAGCAGCCAGAUUUGUCGGAAUCAGCACCCAAAAAGGAAUUAAGAGCAGUAAAAGUGCCCGUUCCUCCUCCAAAGCCAGCCUGUACCACUCUCGCUUCCGGCAAGGAUGAGAAGGUGAUGAACGGGUCAGCGAUAACAGCACCGCCGCCCCCUCCGGCACCACCAAAAUCAUUGCUCGGCUUGAAAGCGGUGCGUCGCGUGCCGGAAGUGAUAGAAUUGUAUCGUUCGCUCACAAGAAAGGACGCAAACAUGGAGAACAGAGGAAAUCCCAAUGGCGUCAUGGCGGUUGCAUUUACCAGAAACAUGAUAGAGGAAAUUGAAAACCGCUCAACGUUUCUCUCCGCCAUAAAAUCAGAUGUUCAAAAACAAGGAGAAUUCGUCCAUUUCUUAAUAAAAGAAGUAGAAUCAACGUCAUUCGCGGACAUUAGCGAGGUAGAGAGAUUUGUGAAGUGGCUGGACGGAGAACUAUCAUCGUUAGUGGACGAACGAUCGGUAUUGAAGCAUUUUCCGCAGUGGCCAGAGAAGAAAGCAGACGCACUUCGUGAAGCUGCGUGUAGCUACCGAGAUCUGAAGAACCUGGAAUACGAGGUAUCAUCGUUCGAAGACAAUCCAAAAGAGGCGGCGGGGCAGGCGUUGAAGAGGAUGCAAUCACUGCAAGACAGAUUGGAGAGAAGCGUGAGCAAUACGGAGAGGACGGGGGAGACUGCUUGCAAACGGUACAGAAAUUUUCAUAUUCCUUGGGAAUGGAUGCUGGACACAGGCCUUAUCGGUCAGAUGAAGUUAAGCUCAUUGAGGGUGGCGAAGGAGUAUAUGAAGCGGGUGACAAAGGAAUUGGUGGGUAACGAAGCCUCCCAGGAAGACAACCUGCUGCUUCAAGGAGUCAGGUUUGCUUUCAGAGUCCACCAGUUUGCAGGUGGGUUUGAUGCAGAGGCAACACAAGUAUUUCGGGAACUGAAGAAGAUAGCAACCGCUAAUAAUACUAAAUUAUUAUAGCAAAUGUCUCGUCCAAUGCCUUACUCCACACUUGUUCAUCUGUAUCUUAAAUUCUCAUCUCUCAAGUACUGCUUGAUGCUCACAUCACACAUCAGCAGUAAAACUUGCAGAGAGAUAUGAGUCUGCUUCACUGUUUUAUUUAUGUAACUCCACUGUGUUUUGCCCCCACCCUGCUUAGAGACAUGCUAGCUUUCCCAUUUGAAA
Messenger RNA from Neltuma alba, 1504 nucleotides. RefSeq names its product protein CHUP1, chloroplastic. The coding region runs from base 65 to 1300 and encodes 411 amino acids. The record is from RefSeq and is a predicted model, not a curated record. Lineage: Eukaryota; Viridiplantae; Streptophyta; Magnoliopsida; Fabales; Fabaceae. The transcript has 5 exons. Gene Ontology annotation, biological process: protein localization to cortical microtubule cytoskeleton. Gene Ontology annotation, cellular component: cortical microtubule.